AUGGCGGCUUCUGAAUCUAAAUACUCCUUAGUUGGGGACUCGGAGUCGAGAGACUCGGACAGCGAGUCCGGUACCUUCCUCCCGCGUUCGUCAUAUCAGACUGGACCUCGCCGUCGAGUGUGGCCCUGGAUCCUUCACGUGAUUUCCUUCCUGAUCUCAGCUUCUUUGUUCGUGGCGGCUGCUGCCAAUUACCAUCGGAGCUUGGGGCCUGCCGGUUUUGACGAGCCAGGAUACACUCAAGAAUACAGCAAGGCCGUCGAGUCCGUUGGCCUGCGGCACUCGUGGCAAUACUAUGGGGAAUUCGCGCAGCCGUCGCCAUGGCGUGGGCAACCUAAUGCCGACGUUGAUGCUGCGUGGGAGAAUAUCACCCAUGCUGGCGUCUUCUCCAUCACCAGAGAGCAGAUGGAGAGGCUUAACAAGCUGCACAAUACUAGCGUCAUGUUGCCUCCAGAAUCCGGUGGUGGCUACAUGGCCUCGUUGGAAGCUACUCACCAGAUGCACUGCGUGGACAUGCUGCGAAAGUUCUCGUACAGGGAGUACUACGCCGACAAAUCAGCGCCCUUCUCCGACCCUGACAAGCUGAGGACGCACAUGGACCACUGUAUCGAGAUGCUUCGCCAAGUCAUCAUGUGCUCAGCCGAUUUACAUAUCAUCACGUACGACUGGGUAGCUCACGUUGACACACCUUGGCCUGACUUCAGCGUCAGCCGCCAGUGCAGGAACUACGACAGCAUCAUGGAUUGGAUCCACCAGCGCACUGCGAUGACGUCCGCGCCAAAGGGGCUUAUCAUCCGGCCCGAAGGAGCGGCGGUUAAGCACGUCGAGCCAGUCGAGUAUGUGCAUGAGGGUUUCUAA
Molecule: messenger RNA, 855 nt
Organism: Anthostomella pinea
Lineage: Eukaryota; Fungi; Ascomycota; Sordariomycetes; Xylariales; Xylariaceae
Source: the annotation of a GenBank genome assembly